AUGCUGAUUUGUAUCCAUGGUUAUAGAAGUAUCGAAGGAUACAUGAACGACACGUCCAUAUAUGAGAUCGUAAACGAGUUUCAGCAAUCGCUUAGGUCUCGCAUCGCAGCUUCCAGUGGAUAUGUUGGUCUUGCUACAUAUGCUGGUUAUGCACGCGGAAACGAGGGAGCUACAGCUUGGUAUUCGUCUGACAACUUGCCCCGGCUCACGAGUUUGAAACGGAUAUGGGAUCCAGAUCAUCUUUUUGGAUAUAACAAGCCGAUCCCGGUUUGA
Molecule: messenger RNA, 273 nt
Organism: Penicillium salamii
Lineage: Eukaryota; Fungi; Ascomycota; Eurotiomycetes; Eurotiales; Aspergillaceae
Source: the annotation of a GenBank genome assembly